Molecule: messenger RNA, 918 nt
Organism: Naegleria lovaniensis
Lineage: Eukaryota; Heterolobosea; Eutetramitea; Acrasida; Naegleriidae
Exons: 1
Coding region: 1-918 (305 amino acids)
Source: RefSeq, a predicted model, not a curated record
AUGCUCAUCGGUACCUCCUCUCCACCAAGACUCACCUCAAUCAAUACAACAAGCAUGUCUGAUCAUUCAACAUUGAUACAGCACUCGCCAACAACAACAACAGGAAGAGGUUCCACACAAGAUCUCCUUCAGGAAUUACAAGACUUACAUCAGUCCGUUCUCGUUUAUCUUCAUCAUAACUAUGGAGUCAUUCCAUCCACAGUAACUGUGAUCAAUGACCAUACUAACAGUAAUACGCGAUCUCCACUUUCAAAGGUUUCCAUCACAUCGUCAACCUCAACGAAUAAGAAUCAAUUCUCGAGCUCAGUAUCCUCCUAUUCCACAUCUGCCGUUUCGUCAAGUCCAAAGAACCAUCCUCCAGUAUCAAAACAACGUAGUUUCAUCUUGUUAGAAGACGAUUGUGUCUCCAGCCCAAGACAUACCUCAAGCAUUAGUUUUGGAGAUGAAAUACCCAACUCCUCACCAAACUCUUCUGGUUUCUCUCCUCUUUCUAGAGGUUCCAAGAUGUCAAAUAGUAUGAACUCAAUUAGCCUAACUAACACCUCUCCAACCUCAAUGAAUUCUCAUAGCACAUCAUCGUCAUUGAAUUGCACCGAAUGUGAAACGAGAAUGGUUCGGUUGGAACGACUAAUUUAUCAAGUUCUGAAUCUCAUCUUGCGGGGUGAGUACAAACCAAAGCUCAAUAUUUCGUCAAACAAGUCAAGUCCAUCCCAACCACAAACCCAUUCAUCGUCGGAACCUGAAACUCCGCGAAAGAUGGUUCAGAGUCGAGUGAAGAGUGCUCACUUGAUGAAUGUAGAACCUCUCAAAGAAAUGAUUGCAUCAGUGGUACAGUAUGAGCCCAAACGAUGUACCAUGGGAUAUGAGAUUUUGUUAGAAUUGAAGAGUGAAGUGGCUUGCUUGAGUCAAAUUUUGUAA